AUGCGCCGCUUCGUUGUCGAUCUCCUUCCAUGGAAGAGCUUGCAUGACGUGCGCGACAUCGUUGAUACCAUUUACAACACCUCCUUGAAUAUCUUCGAGUCAAAGGAAAGGGCGUUGUUGGACGGGGAUGAAGCUGUUGCAAGGCAGGUCGGGGAAGGAAAGGAUAUAUUGAGCAAUCUAAUGAGAGCCAAUAUGGACGCAUCGGAGGAAGAUAAACUUGACGAAUCCGGACUUGUUGCGCAAGUCGUACACGACGUCAAGCGCUAUAUCCCGCACGCUGCAUUUACUAGCGCAGCACAUAUAAAUUCAAAGAAGUCACGUCAUGAGAUCACUGAAACCCGUACUAAGACUGGGAGUCUUGCUUACGACGAACUGGUUGCACUCCCAUAUCUCGAUACUGUAUGCAGAGAAACUCUUCGCCUUUAUCCACCGGUAUCGUAUCUCUCCAGGAGGACACGCGAAAACAUCAUUAUGCCUCUCUCGAAACCUUUGAGAGGUCUCGACGGAGAGGACGUGCAUGAAAUUCUGGUCCCAAACAACACAAACAUCAUUAUAUCGACAAUCGCUGCCAAUCGGAACACAGAAGUAUGGGGCUCUGAUUCGCUUCAAUGGAUCCCGGAGAGGUGGCUUGCUCCUCUUCCUUCGUCCGUAACGAACGCGCAUGUCCCCGGAGAUGUCAUUUUUGGGUGGAAGUCGAGCUUGCAUCGGCUUCAAAUUUCUCAACUUGAAAUGAAGGUCGUAUUGUCACUCUUGAUCAAGUCUUUCUGCUUUGCUCCCUCUAACAAGGAGAUAUACUGGCAAAUGACGACUAUUGGAACGCCGACCAUAGUUGGCGAAGAUGGUAUGUAG
Laccaria bicolor S238N-H82 is the source of this 849-nucleotide messenger RNA. RefSeq lists its product as uncharacterized. Gene Ontology annotation, molecular function: oxidoreductase activity, acting on paired donors, with incorporation or reduction of molecular oxygen; iron ion binding; monooxygenase activity. The transcript is spliced from 8 exons. Bases 1 to 849 code for a protein of 282 amino acids. NCBI's taxonomy places the organism in Eukaryota, Fungi, Basidiomycota, Agaricomycetes, Agaricales, Hydnangiaceae. The record is from RefSeq and is a predicted model, not a curated record.